This is a messenger RNA of Pocillopora meandrina, 309 nucleotides long. NCBI's taxonomy places the organism in Eukaryota, Metazoa, Cnidaria, Anthozoa, Scleractinia, Pocilloporidae. The record is from the annotation of a GenBank genome assembly.
AUGAACCCGCGACGUGGAUUUCUGUGCGUAAAGAAAGAUUAAUUGGACGUCAAGAGGGCGCUCAGAAAAAGUGAGAGGAUCCUCGCUCGCUAUUUUAAGGGGAUUAAUUGGCCGGAAAAAUUUCAUGGAGUUGACCGAGACGUAGUUUGUGGGGUAAGAGCGAUUUGGCGUCGCGAGUUUGCCAUAUCGGUAGAAUCCGGGCGCCAGCAUUAAGCCAGGUUGGUUCGCUAGUUUUUUCACGAUAAACCGGGGCAUUUCGGUCAGGUGUCAAGCUUCAAAGAGUUUUCUACCGAAGAGAAAUUUUUGUAA